AUGGUCCAAGAGAAGAUUAAUCAUAACGACGGUCGACCAACCGGAACAUUCAGCGUUGAUCUGAGGAAACAACACUUUGACUGUGGGAAAUUUCAGGCAUUUCACUUACCUUGCUCCCAUGUAAUCGCAGCAUGUUCGAGCAUACGCCAGGACUACUCCAUUCACAUUCCAGACGUCUUCAAAAUUCUUAACGUCUUCAAGGUCUAUAAGGAGAGUUUCCUAGGACUUCCCCAUGAGGAGAAUUGGCCACAAUAUGAAGGAUUUACUCUUUGCCACGACGACUCUAUGAGAAGGAGGAAGAAAGGGCGCCCAAACAGCACCAGGAUUAGAACCGAGAUGGACGACGUUGAGAAGGAAAAGAGAAGGUGUGGAAUUUGCCGUGAAAUAGGACACAUGUGUAGGAAAUGUCCUAAUGUUGCAGGACCGUCCCAGCGACCAUCCAGAUGA
Molecule: messenger RNA, 447 nt
Organism: Lathyrus oleraceus (garden pea)
Lineage: Eukaryota; Viridiplantae; Streptophyta; Magnoliopsida; Fabales; Fabaceae
Exons: 1
Coding region: 1-447 (148 amino acids)
Molecular function (GO): zinc ion binding; nucleic acid binding
Source: RefSeq, a predicted model, not a curated record